Messenger RNA from Pieris macdunnoughi, 687 nucleotides. The record is from the annotation of a GenBank genome assembly. Lineage: Eukaryota; Metazoa; Arthropoda; Insecta; Lepidoptera; Pieridae.
AUGUCGUCGUGGAAAAAAGCCGCAAAGGCUAACCAAAAAACACAUCGAGAGCGGCAUCAACCAGAUUCUCGUAAACAUUUGGGAUUACUAGAAAAGAAGAAAGACUAUAAGAAAAGAGCAGAUGAUUAUCAUCAAAAGGGGGAAACGCUUAAGCUUAUACGUAAACGGGCGCUCGAUAAGAAUCCAGAUGAGUUUUACUUUCACAUGAUCAAUUCAAGGGUGAAGGAGGGAGUACACCAUGAGUUAGAAAAAGAUGAUGAGCACUCAGUAGAACAAAUCAAGUUGAUGCAAACUCAAGAUAUAAAAUAUAUCAAUAUGAAACGCACUAUCGAAAGUCGCAGGAUCCAGAGGUUACAGUCUCAGCUGCAUAUGACUGAGAUAGCAGACUCUACAUCUAACACGCACAUUUUUUUGAAAUCAAAUAGACCCCGCCUUUCAGACCUGAAUAAGUUAAACCUGCCAGAAAUUGAUGAGAAGAUACUCCAAUCAGCCAAGAAAGCUAAGGAACAAACCUACAAGGAAUUGUCGAAAAGAAUAGAUAGAGAAAAGCAUUUAACAGUGACUCAACAGAAAAUGGAACUUAAACGGCACCUCCAUGACGCUAAAUACAUGAAACCUAAGAAAGUACAGAGAGGUACAGCUGUAUCAGCACCAGUUUAUAAGUUUCAAUACAACAGAAAGAAAUAA